AUGUCGGAAGUCACGUCCGAAACCACUUCAACCCCUGCCGCUGCCAUUCUGGUGAAAAUGUCCAACUCUCGCUCUGUCCAAAUCACCACCAUCCGCCUAAAUGGUGAUAAUUUUCUCCGCUGGUCACAAUCUGUCCGGAUGUAUAUCCGUGGGCAAGGAAAGAUCGGUUACAUCACUGGUGACAAGAAGGCUCCUGCUGUUAAUGAUCCGCUGUUCGACAGUUGGGACGCUGAAAACUCCAUGGUUAUGACAUGGUUGGUCAAUUCCAUGGAGGAGGAUAUAAGCUCUAAUUACAUGUGCUAUCCUACUGCACAAGAAUUGUGGGAUAAUGUUAGUCAGAUGUAUUCUGACCUAGGAGAUCAAUCUCAAGUUUUCGAAUUAACUUUGAAGUUGGGAGAGAUUCGUCAAGGAGAUGAUUCCGUCACCAAAUAUUUCAAUUCGUUGAAAAGGUUAUGGCAGGAUCUUGACAUCUUCAACACAUACGAAUAG
Molecule: messenger RNA, 489 nt
Organism: Camellia sinensis
Lineage: Eukaryota; Viridiplantae; Streptophyta; Magnoliopsida; Ericales; Theaceae
Source: RefSeq, a predicted model, not a curated record